This is a messenger RNA of Erythranthe guttata (spotted monkey flower), 2018 nucleotides long. RefSeq lists its product as uncharacterized. Lineage: Eukaryota; Viridiplantae; Streptophyta; Magnoliopsida; Lamiales; Phrymaceae. The record is from RefSeq and is a predicted model, not a curated record.
CACGAAAGUAUUUAAAGCUGCCUUUCCGAGUCAUUGGGACAAUUUCGGUAUUAAAUUAUUUUCCGAGAUAUUAAUUAUUGAAUAAAUAAUAAUUAUUCUUCCUAAAACCUCUUAUUUUCUCUCUCUAAGGUUUAGAACACUCUCUUCUCUACCUGAGCAAUUGAUAACCAAUACCAAUCCAACAAUGGUUGAUAAAUCGAAGAAGCGAUUCAUCGGCGAAGACGACGUAUCCACUCUGUUACAGAGAUACUCCGUGAACACGGUUCUCGCUUUGCUGCGGGAGGUGGCGCUGGUGGACGGAAAGAAAAUUGAUUGGCGAGAAAUGGUGAAGAAUACGGCCACCGGAAUUUCCGGUGCAAGGGAAUAUCAGAUGCUUUGGCGCCAUCUCGCGUAUGGAGAAACCCUAGCCGAUCAAUUCGACAAUCACGAAGCGAUCCCUAUGGACGACGAUAGUGAUUUAGAAUGCGAGGUGGAGGCUUUCCCUAACGUUGGCCGUGAAGCUUCCACAGAGGCUACGGCAUGUGUUAAAGUUUUAAUUGCUUCUGGUUAUGUCUCCCGUCUACCGAGCAACUUAACAAUUGAGGGGCCAUUGACUAUUAAUAUACCAAAUAGUAGGGCAGUGCCUGCACCUUCAGAUACCUCAGUUCUCGCCUAUGCGCAUGGGAAAAAUAUUAACAUCCCUGUGACUGUACCAAAACAAUCAUUGCCUUCUUCAGGAUGUGGUGAAAAAAGGCCUAAUGAUGGAGCUAAUUUGCCUCCCCGAAGAAGAAAAAAGGCUUGGUCUACACAAGAGGACAUGAAACUUACGGCUGCUGUGCAAAAAUAUGGAGAACCAAAUUGGGCUAAUAUUGCCAAAGCGGAUUUCGAUAAUGAAAGAACACCAUCGGAGCUAUCUCAGAGGUGGUCCACUCUCAAGAAAAAACAGGGCGGCAACUUAAAAGUCGGUACCACCAGUUCAAAACCUUCUGAAACUCAACUAGCUGCUGCUCAUCGAGCCAUGUCCCUAGCCCUAGAUAGGCCAAUGGGCGACACUUUGAAGGCACCACGGCAAUUAACAACGGGAAUAAAACCCCAGCAACAAUCUCAAAAACCUUCGGGAACUCCGCCAGUUCAGCAGCCUGGAAGAGCGGGCCCCACUAAACCUCAGAUGCCAACAAAGUGGCCUUCUACCAACCCUGCUCCCACUCCAGAUUCAAUGGUCAAAGCUGCUGCAGUUGCUGCUGGGGCCCGCAUCGCCACCUCAGCAGAUGCUUCUUCACUAAUGGAGGCCGCUCGAUCUCAAAAGGUGGUGCACAUCAAAACUGCUAGCGGCAGCACUCCUGUGGUGAAAUCUUCCACCACAAGCAUUGUCAAUCAGCUCCCGAGUAAUGUGCAUUUCAUUCGGAAUGGCCUGGCAAAAGCACCGAUUUCUAACUAUUCCGCUGCUAAACCAAACAUCACGCGGGUUCCCUCUAAAAAUCCUGCAGUAUCUGCAGUUCGGCCUAGCCCAGCGGGGCCCACGGCAUUGUCUGCAGUGGAACUUCACAGAACUGCAGGGAAUGCUUCUACGUCUCGUGUUGAAACUGAAGUGCCUGUUCAAAGAUAUAGAGGCGCUGAUCGUGUGGGACGAACACCCGAGAAUCAACCAGCUGCGUUAGGCAAUCAAUCGGAAGGAGUUGGAAAACGUGAAACAUGUGUCUCGAUUUCCAAUCCAGUCAGCCAAACAAAAGAUGAAGGUAAAGAGAACUCUAAUAAAGAAUGCCCAAGCAAAGGAUAUUCAUGAAAAUUUCAAAAUUCAAAUGGAAGGGCUCAAGAUUUUAACUAGCACAAUAUAGAUGGAAGCGAUAAUUAACGAGCACUUUAGAAUCGUCGACCGUCAAAAGGCCAUGUCUGAAAUCUUUGGUCUUCGUUAUUUUCUGUUGUGUAUAUAAUAGCCGUGUAGAGAACUUCGUUACGAAAUCCUCGAGUAAAGCCUUAUUAGCCUAAAUUGCCAUUGCUUAUCUAUCCUUCAUUGAAAUAGUAUGGCAGAUCCUUCAUUU